AACCGAGGCCCGGCGAGUGGCUCCACCCUGCCCCGGGGGUGAGCCACCCCGGGGCCUCAGUCCGUCCCAGGGGACCGCCAUGAACGGCUCGGGGUCCCCGGCCGAGGCCCCCGAGUCCUGCCAGCGGCUGGCGGCCGGCGGGCACAGCCGGCUCAUCGCCCUGCACUACAACCACUCGGGCCGGCUGGCGGGGCGCGGCGGGCCCGAGGAGGGCGGCCUGGGGGUCCUGCGGGGGCUCUUCGUGGCCGUGAGCUGCCUGGUGGUCCUGGAGAACCUGCUGGUGCUGCUGGCCAUCGUGAGCCGCAUGCGGUCCCGGCGCUGGGUGUACUACUGCCUGGUGAACAUCACGCUCAGCGACCUGCUCACCGGCGCGGCCUACCUGGCCAACGUCCUGCUGUCGGGGGCGCGCACCUUCCUCCUGGCGCCCACCGAGUGGUUCCUGCGCGAGGGCCUGCUGUUCAUGGCGCUGGCCGCCUCCACCUUCAGCCUGCUGUUCACGGCGGCCGAGCGCUUCGCCACCAUGGUGCGGCCGGUGGCCAAGAGCGGGGCCGGCAAGACGGGCCGCGUCUACGGCUUCAUCGGGCUCUGCUGGCUGCUGGCCGUCCUCCUGGGCCUGCUGCCGCUGCUCGGCUGGAACUGCGUGUGCUCCUUCCGGCGCUGCUCUAGCCUGCUCCCGCUCUACGCCAAGGAGUACAUCCUCUUCUGCGUGGCGGUCUUCGCCUGCAUCCUGGCCGCCAUCACGGUGCUCUACGGGGCCAUCUUCCGGGUGGUGCAGGCCAACGGGCAGAAGGCCUCCCGGGUGCUGGCCCGCCGCAAGGCCCGCCGGCUGCUCGAGACGGUGCUCAUGAUCCUGGCGGCCUUCCUGGUGUGCUGGGGCCCGCUCUUCGGCCUGCUGCUGGCCGACGUCUUCAGCUCCAACGACUGGGCGCGGGAGUACCUGCGGGGCAUGGACUGGAUCCUGGCGCUGGCCGUGCUCAACUCCGCGGUCAACCCGCUCAUCUACUCCUUCCGCAGCCGCGAGGUGUGCCAGGCCGUGCUGGGCUUUCUCUGCUGCGGGUGUCUCAGGCUGGGCCUGCGGGGGCCCGGGGACUGCCUGGCCAAGGCCGCCGAGGCCCACUCUGAGGCCUCCACCACCGACAGCUCGCUGAGGCCGCGGGACAGCUUUCGGGGCUCCCGGUCGCUCAGCUUUCGGAUGCGAGAGCCCCUGUCCAGCAUCUCCAGCGUGCGGAGCAUCUGAGCCGUAGGCUCCACGCCCAGCAUGGAACCUAACGGGGGGCUCGAACCCGUGACCCCGAGAUCCAGACCUGCGCUGAGAUCAAGGGCCGGAUGUUCAACCGACCGAGCCACGCGGGCGCCCCUGGGGUUCCCUUUAGCACUAACUGCCUUGUCCUUCCCUCCUGUGACAUGGGCCCAUCACGGAUGGGACCCUGGGAGGAGGCGCUUGCCAGGGCACGUGGUAGGAAGGCGCGGCCCAUUCCGGGAGCCCCCGUGGCUGUUGAGCACUUGGUAAGUGGUCAGCGCCACGGGCAACCGAACUCAGUUUGGGUUUGAACAGCCCGUGCGUGACACCCGCAGCCAGCACAUUGGACAGCGCAGGGCUACGGCCCUCAAGACGUGGGCCACUUUCAGCUGGGAGGAAGUUCCCUCUCUCUCCCUCCUUCCAGGCAAGCCCCUGCCUGCAAAUCUUCCUGCCUCUGUCUUGCCACGUUCCUGGGGGCAGCACCUGCCUGCCGCGUGGGCACAGGACAGCUCUUCUCUGACCUCGGUUUCCCCUGUGCACGAGGAGGGGUGAGGCGACUGGAAACUCCGCCGCACCGCCCCGCGCGCCACGGCUAGCCGAGGGGCGGCUGUUUACAGUUAACGAAAAUGAAAUGAAAUUUUGAAAUUCACCUUCUCGGUGCCUCGGUCGGCUGGAGGUGCCGCGUCUCAGUGGCACAGCCCGAGGGGCUUUAUAGACACUCGUUCCCUCGUGGUUCUGGAGGCCGGAGCCUCUGGGGCUCCGAGGUGGAAUCCGUACCAUGCUCUCUCCUAGAUUCUGGUGGUUUGCUGGAAUCUUCCGUGUCCCCCGGCCCGUGGAAGCGUCCUCCCGAGCUCUGCCUCCACGUGGCGCUCUCCCUGGGUGUCCGUGCCCGAAUGCCUUCUUUCUCUAAGGACACCGAACGACCUCAUUUUUAACGUGAUCACCUCUGUAAAGACGCUGUCUCCAAACACAGUCUCAUUCUGAGGACUCAGACGUGAGCUCUGAGGGGGACACAGUUCAGCCCAUAACGUCCGGUCGCGCCAGGCACGUUUUAAGCGCUCCAUAGUGACGUGUGGCUUGUGGCCACUGUCCGGGGUGGUGUAGACGCAGGACAUUUCCAUCAUCACAGAGAUUUCUGUUGCACAGAAACUCCAGGCAUGUGUCCAGGUGCACAAUAAACUGGGAUAUUCUUACAUUU
This is a messenger RNA of Lynx canadensis (Canada lynx), 2438 nucleotides long. RefSeq names its product sphingosine-1-phosphate receptor 4 (gene S1PR4). Gene Ontology annotation, biological process: G protein-coupled receptor signaling pathway. Gene Ontology annotation, cellular component: membrane. Lineage: Eukaryota; Metazoa; Chordata; Mammalia; Carnivora; Felidae. Bases 80 to 1237 code for a protein of 385 amino acids. The record is from RefSeq and is a predicted model, not a curated record. Gene Ontology annotation, molecular function: sphingosine-1-phosphate receptor activity. The transcript is spliced from 2 exons.